AUGAGGAACAGGGCUACGACACCAUUGAGCAAGGCGAAAAUCCGACAAUCAUGGAGCAAAUAUAACCUUUUCAACCUCAAUCGGUUCCGCGCCCCUCCCACCGUAAACCGAACGUUCUUCCAGCAAAAAUGGUCCGGCAAAUCCGUUGCCCGAGCGUAUCAUGGUGAACAGGUCCCCGAGAGUCAAUGGUCGCGCAUGUUCACCCGCCGCAUCCGCAGCGUCGUCCCCAUGGACCCGGUAAAACUGGCCACCGACGAUGGCUCCAAGAUGUCCGCUGGUCGUGGGUCGGGUCUGGAAACCGAGGCGGAUGCCAGUGACUCCAAAUCCUCCACGACCCCCUUCACACAGAUGACGUUUGCUCCCCUGGAGCGUCGGCUAGAUGUAGCUAUCUUCCGGGCGAUGUUCGCUAGCAGUGCCCGACAGGCUCGGCAGUUUGUUGUGCACGGUGCAGUUACAGUGAAUGGAAAGAAGAUGAGAUACCCUGGUUACCUCCUGAAUCCUGGCGAUCUGUUCCAGGUCGAGCCGGACCGUGUCAUGUACGCCACUGGUGCUCCCAAGGACAAGUUCGAACGCCGAGAGUCGCGUGUCGCGAGAAAGAAGGGGGCGCAGUCGACCGAGGGCGAAGCCGCCGAGGGAGAAGAGGGUGCGGUGGCGGAAGAGAAGGGAGACAACAAAGAGGAAUUGGACACAGCAGCCGCCGAGGAACAGCCGAAGGAAAAUCCCAAGGAAGCAUUGAAGACCCUCCUCACCCAGGCCAAGACUAUCAUGUCUGACAGCAAGGACGUGCUCCCCGCCAAACGCAAGCAGGAGCUGCGCGGCUUCCAGAAGGCCGUCCGGAGAAUCCUGUCGCGGUCCGAAUCGAGCACAGUCUUGACCGACAACCUCGAGUCUCAGUUCUCCGAGCUCGUCACGCUUCUGAAAGCCAAGAAGGCUGAGAAGAAGAAAGGCGGGAAAGAGUCCGCGGAGUCGAAACCGGCACAGGCCACCGAAGCCUCCACCGCCGCUUCUGAAUCGAACCCUACCACUACUGCUUCCGCCCAGGACCAGCCCACCGACAAGCUCACCGAGGCUUUCCAGAAGGCAGCCCUAGACCCCGAGGCGGACGUCGACACAUCCGAACUGACGGACGAUGAAUUCGAGGUGCUGCGCCGCGCGCUCAUUCAGAUGCGCGACAACCCGAUCGACCACUCCAAGCCCUACGCUACCCCCUGGCGCCCCCGUGACUAUAUGGGCGCUUUCGCCUUUAUCCCUCGCUAUCUUGAGGUCAACCACAACAUCUGCGCUGCCGUAUACCUGCGCCAUCCCGUAGCACGGCCGGGACGCACCGAGGUGCCGACACCAUUCCCCGAGAGCGUGGGCACGGCUGCAUUUGCGUGGUACUUGCGGAGACGGUAG
This is a messenger RNA of Aspergillus clavatus NRRL 1, 1395 nucleotides long. RefSeq names its product mitochondrial 37S ribosomal protein uS4m. The record is from RefSeq and is a predicted model, not a curated record. NCBI's taxonomy places the organism in Eukaryota, Fungi, Ascomycota, Eurotiomycetes, Eurotiales, Aspergillaceae. Bases 1 to 1395 code for a protein of 464 amino acids. Gene Ontology annotation, molecular function: structural constituent of ribosome; rRNA binding. Gene Ontology annotation, cellular component: mitochondrial small ribosomal subunit. Gene Ontology annotation, biological process: positive regulation of translational fidelity. The transcript is spliced from 3 exons.